Messenger RNA from Rotaria sp. Silwood2, 201 nucleotides. Lineage: Eukaryota; Metazoa; Rotifera; Eurotatoria; Philodinida; Philodinidae. The record is from the annotation of a GenBank genome assembly.
AUGGACGAACUGUUGGCAGUUGUCUUUCAUCCGUCUAAAUUCAUACAAAUAUUUGGCAAACCAGAUCAAUUUCGAUAUGAAUAUCCAUUCUAUCCAGUAUAUCGUGUCGGUGGAAUCGUACAAUGUCAUUUAGUUAAUAUUCAAGAUGAUUUCAAAGCAUGGUACAAUAAUACAUUUGUACAUAAUGAAAAUUGUGGUUAA